GUGCGCAUAGAUGACCGCGGCCUGUUCGUAGUACUUCGUACCGCAGCCGGGGCCUAGCCUGAGCCUCCAUCCCUAUAAAGAGGUAUCAGCGUCGGGUGCAGGUAACAUGGCGGAUUUUUCUUACGGACGCGCUUUCCUGGCUCAGGACUAUGGGGGAAGAGUACAAGAUCCAAGCCUUUGAUGCUGAAACCCAAAAUCUUCUCAAGACUGCUUUAAAAGAGCCGUCCAAUGUAGAUCUGGAGAAGGUGGCUAGUGUGAUCGUAGAACAGUCUCUUAGAGAUGCCACGUUCAGCAAAGAGGCCGGGAAGAUGUGCUACACUAUCAUUCAGGCUGAGAGUAAAGAGUCGGGUCGCAACGUCUUCCGAUCAGCACUCUUGAACAGACUACAAACUGAAUAUCGGAACCGGGAGGAGAUAAGGGCUCGCUCCGUGCAGGAAUGGGUGUGCUACGUCAGCUUUAUCUGCAAUAUUUUUGACUAUUUGAGAAUCAAUAACAUGCCAAUGCUAGCCUUGGUUAACCCUGUAUACGACUGCCUCUUCCAGCUGACACAGCCUGACAGCUUGCAGAGAGAGGAGGAGGUGGACUGUUUGGUUCUACAAUUGCACAAGGUUGGGGAACAGCUGGAGAAGAUGAACGCCCAAAGAAUGGAUGAGCUUUUUUCUCAUUUGCGAGAUAGCUUCCUGGUCCAGGGUGGACUGGGAUCACUGGCCCAACUUCUGCUGCUCGAAAUGAUAGAAUAUCGAGCAGCAGGCUGGAAAAUGACGGAUGCCGCGCAGAAGUAUUACUACAGCGAGGUGUCGGACUGAUACCAGUGGACUGCAUCUUCUGAGGGGACACUACCAAUAGAGUUAGGAAUGCAUUGCAAUAAUUCAACCCUAUGACUCAUUUGUAUAUGUCAAUGAUCGAUCAUUCCAUAUCUGAGAAGUUUGUAUUUCCUAUGGAUUUUCCACUUUUUUAGUGUAUUUAUUACUGACUCCUCGGGCAGUCAGGGUUUUAUGUGACCUGAAUCCUUUACCUCUGAUUGCAGUGUUUUCCAUGGAGGUAGAGCAGGGUGACUGGUUCCCUUUUGCCUUUUAAUCUGGUGGUGCAAGAAUUAUGUUUUAGAAGCCUUUCUACAGCGUUCAAGAGGAGCCCAGGAACAUUCAGAAACCCUUACUACUUGGAAGGAGACUGCACAAUUAUUGAUAUUUGUCUUGACCUGAAACAAAUCUACCAGUCGGUUUCCUCCUAAAUCGAGAACUUCCUAGUGAGGCCAACUCCACACACGUGUAUCAUGUGUCAACUGGGACAACUACGGGUUUAACUGACCUGAACUCACAGCAUCCUCAACCCCUAGGAUGCUGUGAGUUCUGUAAACUCCCAGUCGGACUUUGACAUUUGUCUGGACCUGGCCUCAGACUAGGGCUACAUGGUGACACGUCAGGAAUACUGCAGUGUUACAUUUGAUGAUGUACUUGGUGCUGUGUUGUGACUUGACAAGCUGCAAAAAGUCCAUCCCUUAUUGAUCACAAGGCCAUUAUAGACCUCAAUGCAAGUCACAUGCGAUCUCAGUUUUUUUCCCACAUCCAUAUUGCAAGUGUUCUUGGUCUGAGACUUGCAGGACACACAUUGCCGCUAUGUAGGAUGUAGCCCUAGCCUAACCCUGAUGGCUGGUAGACCCUGGGAUGGACAUUUCUUCCCCGGCUCUCACGGUUUUUCCUCUUGUACUGGAUCUUUCUGGAGUGCGUGCUGUGUCAAUGAAUAAUUAAUCUGCUCUGCAUUGUCAUUUUAGAGAGAAAUCUGAUAUUUCUAUACAGAUAAGCACAGUAACAUCUGACAAUUCUGCCAUUUUGACUUUUUGUAAACUUCUGAUGUCUUCAUAGCUUUUUUUUGUAUCUCGUAUACUUUGCUGCAUAACCUUUAUUACUCCAAUAAUACAGGCCGAGGGUGCUUUUAUGAAUUUUCAUUAAAAUGGCUUUUAACAUAGAUUGUGUUAUUUCUGUAUGUAACUGUUAUAGGCACUUUAGAGCCCC
Bufo bufo (common toad) is the source of this 2012-nucleotide messenger RNA. It is a transcript of the gene MIF4GD, whose product is annotated as MIF4G domain containing. Gene Ontology annotation, cellular component: cytosol. Gene Ontology annotation, molecular function: protein binding; RNA binding; translation activator activity. Gene Ontology annotation, biological process: regulation of translational initiation. The transcript is spliced from 6 exons. The coding region runs from base 150 to 806 and encodes 218 amino acids. The record is from RefSeq and is a predicted model, not a curated record. Lineage: Eukaryota; Metazoa; Chordata; Amphibia; Anura; Bufonidae.